This is a messenger RNA of Dracunculus medinensis (Guinea worm), 1644 nucleotides long. NCBI's taxonomy places the organism in Eukaryota, Metazoa, Nematoda, Chromadorea, Rhabditida, Dracunculidae. The record is from the annotation of a GenBank genome assembly.
UUCAUUAUUUCUUUCUUUCAUCUUUUUUCUGUGCCAUACUUACUGACAUUGGCUAUAGAUGAUCGUUGUUGGUCGAAUCGUGGGUCAUGCUGCGAAAUUAUUCCAGAAAUAUCCAGACUUUGUACUGCAGAAACAAGGGAACUCAGACUUGCACCACUUUUCAUCACAUUGCUAUAUGAUGAUGCUCGAUGGGUGGUUCGAGCAGCAUUCGAAAAUUUAGGGCCUUUUAUUGCCACAUUUGCUGAUACAGGUCAGAUUUGCUCAACACGAAGUCCCGCGUUUGAUGAUUGUAAAUUUUUAUAUCUUCCUUUUUUUUGUAGGAAGAUGUUUCAUGAAAGUGCGGCCGCUGUUUGCACAACACAUACCGAUCUUUCGAAGUUAUUUGUUGAAGAAGAUGUUGAUGGAUUUCAAUUUAUGUUUGAAGAAGAAUUGAAUAUUCCCAAGGAAUUAAUCGAAAGUUAUGUUAAAAUUGCUUCAUCGUGCAGUUCUAUUGAUAUAAGUUAUCUUUGUGCACACAAUUUUCCGGCGAUCGCGUAUACAAUUGGAAGGGAGAACUGGCCACAUAUUAAAGAGGCUUACAUACAUUUGUCAACUGAUGUUCAGUGUCGUGUUCGACUAUCGUUAGCGUCAUCAAUCCAUGAAGUAGCUGCAAUAAUCGGUGAAGAAAAUUCAGCGAAAUAUCUCGUUCCCGCCUUUGAGAUGUUUAUGAAAGAUAUCGAAGAUGUCAGAUUGGUUUUGUUGAACCAUUUAUAUGAUUUUUUCAAGGUAUGCCUUUUUCUUUCAUUAAAACUGGAUUUCAAUUUAUUAACAACACUUGCUACAUUUCUACAUUCUACUACUGGAAAUGAUAUCAACUGGCGAUUUAGACAUGAAUAUGCGAGUCAGUGUAUCCUUCUGUGCGAUCUCUACGAUGUAUAUGAUCUUAAUAAAUACUUAUCUGGCAUUGCGUUAACAUUGGCAAAUGAUAAGGUGGCGGAUGUACGAAAGAUGGGCACAAUUUUGUUGGCUAGUAUAUUGGGUAAAUUUGUUCAAGAAGAGUGGUGUUUGGAUAGCUCGUCAGUAUCAACUGAUGAAUCGCCAAUUCCAAUUACUGAAUCAUUUGUUAACGAUAUUAUCAAAGCAUUUGCUCGAUCGAUGACUGUUGUCAAUGUUCGAAUUGCUUUUGCUCGGGCACUUGCUGGAACGCGUGGUGGUCGUGCUUUCCAUGGAAGUCGCGAUUCAACUUUAGUUAGAAAGUGUCUUGAAACGUUAACAUCAGAUAUCGACGCAGAUUGUCGUUACGUUGCUCGGAUUUCUCUGGGUAUUGGUGAUGGUGAAACUAUCAUUGACGUUGGUUUUCAAUUUUUUAUUUAUAUUGCGAUAUCUUUUCAUUGUUCAAUGCCAAAAUAUAAUCUAGCAGUAAAUUUUCUAUUUUCUUCAAUUUUUUUUUCAUUUUUCUAUAAUAGUUGGGUGAGAUUUAGGUUAAAAAUCGCGGUGAACGAAUACGACAAAGGGAAAAUUCCAUUUUUGGGAUUGAAAAAGUUGACAAAGAAGUUUCCACUAUUUGAAAUGAGCAUUUUAACUGCAGAAUUCACUUCACGGAUUGGAUCUCCUUUUUAUAUCGUGAAUUUUAUAUUAUAUUUCAGGAAGAUAUUGUUCACUUAG